This is a messenger RNA of Sinocyclocheilus grahami, 2760 nucleotides long. RefSeq names its product protein-glutamine gamma-glutamyltransferase K-like. The record is from RefSeq and is a predicted model, not a curated record. Gene Ontology annotation, biological process: peptide cross-linking. Gene Ontology annotation, molecular function: nucleic acid binding; protein-glutamine gamma-glutamyltransferase activity. The coding region runs from base 1 to 2760 and encodes 919 amino acids. NCBI's taxonomy places the organism in Eukaryota, Metazoa, Chordata, Actinopteri, Cypriniformes, Cyprinidae. The transcript is spliced from 15 exons.
AUGCCUUGUAAUAAGUCUGCCAUCAACAACUGCUGCAAAGUCGGCCGUUUCCCAUCUUUAAGAGUGAAGUCGGACGACUGCAGCAAAGUGAAGUGCUCCGUACCUGUUCACAAGAAUCCUUGCAGCUGUGUGACAUGCUGUGGCCGUGAGGCUGUUGUCGUGCAGGAUGACUGUAAAUACAGUGGAGCGUGUGGAAAGCAGGUGUACGGCUGCGUUAAGCCGGUUUGUCAGCACAACCCUUGCAGCAACCUGACAUCACGCCAUGAUCAUGCGGACAAGAGCGUCGUCCAGGAUGACUGUGAAUCCUGGAGACGUUGCGGAAAUGAAGAGUUUGUCUCAUUCCCUGUCAAUAAGUGGAAACACAGACCUGGAGAGGCCUACAAGCCACCCGUUGUGAAAUGUGGUGGAGGAUCUUUGAUGAUCUGGGGGUGCUUCAGCAAGGCUGGAAUUGGGCACAUUCGUCUUUCUGAAGGGUACAUGAAUCAAGCCACGUACAAGGACAAUGCUCCAUGCCACACAGCCAGGUCAAUAAAAGUGUGGAUGGAGGACCACCAGAUCAAGACCUUGCCUCUGGAAUUAUUUAAGAGGAAGAUGGAUGGUCAGAAGCCAUCAAACAAAGCCAAGCUGGAGUGGCAUAAAGCCACCCAACAGCAAUGUGAAAGACUAGUGGAGAGCAUGCCAAGACACAGGAAAUCUGUGAUUGGAAAUCAGGCUCUGCCAAUGCAGGUCUGUUCUGUUGAUCUCAUCAAAUCCAGGAUGGGACAGAAUCGACGGGAGCAUCACACAGACCGUUAUCUUAGCGAUCACCUCGUCAUCCGCAGGGGACAAUGUUUUGAGAUUUGGAUUGAGCUGUCCCGACCCUUUGAUUCAACCUGUGACCACCUUCACCUGGAGAUGAGACUAUGUAAUAUCCCAUCGACAUGGAGUGAGAUGCUCACAAUUGUUCCAUUGGUGAAGGAAUUCAAGAAAGACUGCUGGGAAGCCAGGAUUGUUGAACAAAUGCAAAACCGAAUCAAACUCUGUGUUUAUUCUCAGUCAACAGCUUCUAUUGGACAAUACAAACUUACUAUCGUAACCAAUUGCCCAGGAGGAAAACUCACUUCAACUGAUUAUGAUAUUUACAUGCUGUUCAACCCCUGGUGUAAAUAUGACGGUGUGUACCUGAGUGAUGAGGCGGAGAGAGUUGAGUAUGUGCUGAAUGACAUGGGCAGAAUCUACUAUGGAACUAAACAUCAGAUUGGCUGCAGAACAUGGAACUUUGGUCAAUUUGAUGAAGGAGUCUUGGCUGCGUGUUUCUUUGUGUUGGAGAAGAGUGGUGGGCCUUGCUCAGGAUGGGGAGACCCUGUUAAUGUGGUCAGAGUGAUAUCUGCAUUUAUUAAUGCCAGUGACAACAGUGGUGUGAUGAUGGGUAGCUGGUCAAGUACCUACAAUGACGGAACUUCUCCUACUGCUUGGUGUGGCAGCAGUGCCAUCCUGACACAGUACCACAAAAGUGGAGGAGAACCUGUCAGAUAUGGACAGUGCUGGGUCUUUGCUGGAGUCACCAACACAAUUUUGAGAUGUUUGGGCAUUCCCAAUCGUCCAGUCUCAAACUUCAAUUCUGCUCAUGACACUGAUGUUUCAUUGACAGCUGAUGUUUAUUUUGAUGAGAAAUUUGAGCCGAUUGAGCAUCUAAACCGUUAUUCAGUCUGGAACUACCAUGUAUGGAAUGAGGUCUGGAUGACUCGGCCAGACCUGCCAUCUGGUUUCGAAGGUUGGCAGGUGGUUGAUUCCACUCCUAAACUGACAAGCCAGGACAAUCUUCGUUGCCCCAUUUCUGUUGCUGCAAUCCGAAGCGGGCAGGUUCAGCAUGACACGCCCUUACUUUUUGCUGGCGUGAACAGCGAUAAAGUCUACUGGCAGCGUGAAGCGAAUGAAGACUUUGCUGUAAUUCAGGUUGAGAAGAACGCAGUAGGUCACUGCAUCAGCACCAAAGCUAUCGGCUCAGAUCAACGUGUAGACAUCACGCACUUUUACAAACACCCAGAAGGUUCAGACACAGAUGUAGAAGGUGUAGAAACAGCCUGUCGCAAUGGCUCCAAACAGUCCUUAUACCCACUGUCCAACACUGAGGAUGUGAUCAUUGAAGUCAACAUGCAGGGUGACGGACCAUGUGUUGGUCAGGAUGCCGUGCUUUCCAUCAUUCUGAAGAACAAGUGCAUGUCUCCUCGUAGCCUCACUCUGUACAGCCAGGUGGCAGCCAUCUACUACACCGGAGCCCAAAAUGCCUUGGUGAAAAAGGACCAGACACUCAUUGAGCUCAAGUCGUAUGAGGUCCAGAUUCUGGAGUGGACCUUGUGUUAUGAAGACUACAAGGACCACCUGGUGGAUCAAGCAGCGCUGAUGCUCACUCUUUCUGGACGGGUCUCAGAGACUACGCAGAUACUGACCACCCAGUUCAACUUCAGACUGCGCACACCAGAUCUCAUUAUCAUUCCUCUUUGUGGCAGUGUAGUGGGCAAAGAGAUGACAUUCAAAAUCAAAUUCCAGAACCCAUUGCCCUGUGUGCUGAAGAAUGUAGUUCUCCGGUUUGAAGGAUUGGGAUUGCAUAAUGUCAGAACAAUUAACUAUGGUGAUAUUCCAAGUCUGGCUGCAGUGAACUUGAUGGAGACCUUUGUUCCUAAAUAUCAUGGGCAACAUAAACUUCUAGCAUCUCUCGAUUGUCCUCAGCUCACUCAGGUGCAUGGAUUCGCCAACAUUGUUAUUCAUGAAAAGAUUUAG